AUGGAACGGUUUCUACGGUUGGGUGGAUUGAGCGGCCUCAACGCUUCACAGGCAUGCGGUGCACCAAGUGAUUCAAAUCAAGUGGAUACUUCAGAAACUGUCUAUAUAUCGUCGUUAGCACUUCUCAAAAUGCUUAAACACGGUCGAGCCGGUGUCCCGAUGGAGGCAACCACUGUCUUUUUCAAUUAUUGCUUUGUAACUUUGACAAUCCCACGAACUGUUAAUAUAUUUUUAAAACAUGGCAACAUCUCACCCACCAAUCAUCAAGAAGUUUUGUGCGUUUUGCAGGUUAUGGGCCUGAUGUUGGGUGAAUUUGUGGAUGAAUAUACUGUGAACGUUAUCGAUGUUUUCGCGAUGCCACAAUCCGGAACGGGAGUAUCUGUGGAAGCUGUUGACCCAGUGUUUCAAGCCAAAAUGUUGGAUAUGUUGAAGCAAACCGGUCGACCCGAGAUGGUCGUCGGAUGGUACCACUCACAUCCCGGUUUUGGCUGUUGGUUGUCCGGUGUCGAUAUCAACACUCAGCAGAGUUUCGAGGCUCUCUCGGAUCGGGCAGUUGCUGUGGUCGUCGAUCCAAUACAGUCGGUGAAAGGCAAGGUAGUGAUCGAUGCAUUCCGAACGAUUAAUCCGCAGACGAUUGCGUUGAAUCAAGAACCACGACAGACCACAUCGAAUCUCGGUCACUUGCAGAAACCGUCCAUUCAAGCACUCAUUCAUGGUCUCAAUAGACACUACUAUUCCAUACCCAUCAACUACAGAACGCAUGAACUCGAACAGAAGAUGUUGCUGAAUUUGAACAAGCAAACAUGGAUGGACUCACUUGGACUGGAGAAGUUUUCAGUGCAUUGCGAAAAGAAUCAGGAAUCAAUGGCGAACAUGCUGAAGUUAGCGAAGUUAUACAAGAAGGAUUUGGAAGAACAAGAAAAGAUGACCGAAGAGCAGUUGGCGAUCAAAAAUGUUGGCAAACAGGAUCCGAAACGUCAUCUUGGCGAAACAGUGAACGAGAUGCUCGCCGAUAAUAUCGUUCAGAAUCUCGCGUCGAUGCUUGAUACAGCUUCUUUUCAAUGA
Molecule: messenger RNA, 1065 nt
Organism: Anisakis simplex (herring worm)
Lineage: Eukaryota; Metazoa; Nematoda; Chromadorea; Rhabditida; Anisakidae
Source: the annotation of a GenBank genome assembly